CGCUGAGGCUCUUUUUCUCGCCCUUCCGCCGGGCCGCCGCGCGUCCUCCUCGCCCCCUCCCCGCCCCCUCCCGCUCGCGCCGGCCGUUAACUGGCACGGCUGCCCGCCGCCACCGGGCCGGCCCCGCCGCGCUGUGAGGCGAGGAGGGGAAGCGCUCGCCGCGCAGAGCACGGGCUGGCGGGGGCGGCCCGCGCGGGGACGGCGCCCGCCGCCCGCCCUCUCGUCCUCUUCUCAGGAGGGGGCGUCGGGCGAGGGGAGGAGGGCGGCCCCGUCACGGCGAGGGGGCGCGGGCGGCGAGAUGUGGGAGGAGGGGCGCGCCGGGGGCGGCCCAGCCGGGCGAGGGCGCGGUGCCCGGGCGGGCGGGGCCCCGCGCAGGCCCGGGCGCCAGCCGGAGGCCGGGGGAGGCGGGUGCCGGGAGAGGCGGGCCAGGCCGGCGGCCGGCCGCUGCCUCGUGCCCGGCACCUGUGGCCCGUCCCCCGCGGCGGGGGGCAGGGCUGAGGCCAUCGCGGGGGGAGCGUGGCGAGGACUGAAUCGUGUCUCUGUGCGUAGGUGAGCCCGAUGUCGAUUCGCCGGCUGGGCGAGGGCGAGGGGGGAGCGCGGCGGUCCCUAGCUGAUGCUGAAGAGCCGGCCCGGGGCCGGCAGCGCCCCUGGAGCCGGCGAGGCGCUGUGCGUGCGCGGGGUGGGAGAUGGACGCGGCAGAGCCCGCGGGCGCAGCGCGGGGAGACUCGUCAGCGGAUCGGCCCGGGGCGAGCCGCCUUCCGUGCGGGGACGAGGAGCCGGACAUGGAGACAGAUGAUGCGGCGGGGAAGAGCGACGGCUGCGCCUGGGAGCGGAGCCUGAAUCACGAGCUGCAGCAGGGAUACCGCAUCUUGCGCGAGUUUCUCCUGGAGAAGUACCGACCUCUGACAGCACCGUUUUUGAAGCCCCUCGCGGAUCAGGCGUCUGUCAAGGAAGAAGGAGCUAGCUCCCUCUCGGGCCCUGAGAGCAGUGACUGCCUUCAGCAGUCGCCAGCUGGAAUGUGGCUAUUGAAGAUGGAAGAGAAGUUUUCCAGUGGGCAGUAUGCAGGGAUAGCAGAUUUUGUGGGUGACUUCCGGCUCAUGCUGGAGACAUGUUACCGGCUGCAUGGUGUAGAUCACUGGCUGUCCAAACAGGCCCAGAAGCUGGAGAUGAUGCUGGAACAGAAGCUGGCGCUGCUCUCCCGGCAUUUAAGAGAGAAAACAUCGAUAGCUGUAACAUCUAGAGGAUGCUAUGGGCUGGAAGAUGAGAAAGGAACAGCAUACAUUUCAACAAGACGUCGUUCCACACCUCGCAAUUUAGUAGGCUUGUCAACAGGCAUGUUUGAGUCUGUGAUGGUUCACGUUCUAAGACAAGAGGAACAGCUGAGAGCAAAAGAAGAAAAGAGGCUGAGAGAGCAAGAAAGAAAAGAAGCAGAAGAAGCUAGUCAGAAAGAAAUAGAAGAAUGGGAAAAGGCACUUUUAGCUCAAGCAGCACCUACAAGGAUGGAGACAAUGUGGGAAAUUCCAGCUAUUGGUCAUUUUCUUUGUUUAGCACAACAGAUUUUAAAUUUACCAGAAAUAGUAUUCUAUGAAUUGGAACGUUGUCUUCUGAUGCCUCAGUGUAAUGCCUUUUUAUCUAAAAUAAUGACUUCUUUGUUAAGUCCUCCUCAUCGCAGAUCUACAUUACAUCGCAGGCCUACACUUUCUUACCGGACUUGGGAAGCAGCACUCAGACAGAAGGUGCAACACUGGUAUACUGUUGUAGGGCAGACUGACAAUCCUAAAAGUGCUGCAGAAAAACUUGGAUUGUGUCCUCAGUUUUUCAGAGUCCUUGGAGAAGUUAAUCCCUUGGAGGAAAAACCAUUUCAUGAGCUACCAUUCUAUCAAAAAGUGUGGCUGCUAAAAGGUCUCUGUGAUUUUGUGUAUGAAACACAAAAGGAUGUUCAGGAUGCAGUGCUAGGUCAGCCUAUCCACGAAUGCAGAGAAGUAAUUCUUGGUUAUGACUACUUGGAGAACGCAUAUGUUCAUUUUCCACAGUUCUGUGGUGCAGAUGUUCGGAUUUACAAACAAAAACCUUUCCAGGCUCCUGAAUUCCCAUCUCCUCCCAUCAAAGUUAAAAAAGUGUCGCGUAUGAAAUUAGAGAAAGUAAAACAUGAAUAUGUAAACAAAACCAAUGGGGAGGUCAUUUCUUGUGGUAGAGGAGAACCGCUACAUCCUUCCAAGACAGAAGUAGAGAAAAGUGUGAACUCCAUUGUUACCUGUCCAGAAAAAAGUACACAUUCAGGUAGCUUUAAAGCCACUACAGAGGAGAUUAAGUAUGAAAUCAAGACCUCAAGAGUCUGCAACAUUAAAAAACCUGGUUGCUGUAAAGAGAACUUGAGGAAUUUGAUUAGUUCAGGAGAGGUUGUUGGUAUGGGUGGUCACCCUAGUUCAGGAGAAUUAAGAGCUGUGGAGAAUGGACAAGGUUGUGCUGAAGUGGCCAGAGUAAAAGCAGACAUCAGUCCAUUCAGGGAGAACACACUGAAAGCUUGCCAAAUGCAUGUCAAUGGCACUCACUGGGACAGCCAAGGCAUAAAUUACCAUGAAUCUGCUAAAGAAACAAUCCUAGAGAACUCACUGCGAAAUAAUGAAUUAAAUAAGUUGCGGGCAAAAAAGAAGAAAAAGAAAAAAAAGUUGAAGGAUAUUUUACAUGAAAAUCUACACAGAAAACUUGAUGACUUGCAAAGAAAGCGUGAGAUUCAUCUUCAUCCAUUCAAAUCUUAUAAAUCUGAGAUCCAGAACAAGUUGUUUAUAAUUAAAAAGAAAGCGAAACACAAGAAGCACAAAUCUGGAAAAAAAUCGGUAUCUAAAAAAGCAAUCACAAAGAAGAGGAAAGGUGUCACAAAGUCUACCAUACCAGAGUUUCAGCUUAUUUGCACUAAUCUUGAUGAACUCAGGGAAUUAAUCACAAAGAUUGAGAAUGAACUCAAAGAUCUGGAGGACAUUAAAAAGAAAUCGGGAAGAUGGUACCACCGGAAGCAAGCAGUAAAGGAAUUGCAUGGUACAUUGAUGAGACUGCUUAAUGAACUGUUACCAUGGGAACCAAAGCUAAUGAAAGCAUUUCAAAGAAACAGGUCUAGACUGAAGAAGGACUAUGAUGACUUUAAAAGACAUCCAGACCAUGAUAAAUUUACCAGAGAAUUGUGCAGUAACGAUGAAAGUGAAGUUGAAUAUGGCAAAGAUUCUUUUGCAGUAAUAUGUGGUAAAUCUUCAGAGUCUGCAGAACAUGUGGAAGUUCCCAGAAAAGAUCACCCAGACAAUGAUGAAAUGAAACUAUUAGAGGUGAAUUUACCUGCAGGAAAAAGCAGAAUUCUGAAAAAAGAAUCAACUUCUAAAGAAAUACAGAAGACACUGCCCAGAUUUGUUAAACGACAGUCCAAGCAAAAUAGUUGUCUGGAUCAAAGCACUAAUGACUUUUCACCAAGGAAGAAAGCUAAGCUGGGCACUAAUGAGACUGUGGUUCAGAGUUCAGAAAGUAGCCUGCAGCCAGUUAGUUGUGUGACUGAGCUGAAACCAUUUGAAGGGUCAACUCUAGAAUCAUUUUCCUUGACAGAUGCUGCAACAUCAGUAUCAAACUUUCUGAAAGGGACCAAACCCAUCCAGGCCUUGCUUGCCAAGAGUACUGGGAACAAAGUGACCUUAACAAAUCAACUGUCACCUCCCCAAGACAUAAAUGUGUCUACUUCUGAAAAGCCACUUCUGUCACCUUUGGAAUCAUCGCUGAUAAAACCAGCGUUACCCUGCCAGACCAGUUCAAAGACUGCUUUACAAAUGGUAUACAAAAUGACAAAUGGCCACUGUGUACCAAUAGACCUUCACAACAGCUCUGUAAAAAUUCAAAUGCAACCUGUGAUUGACUCUAAAACAGGAGAAAAAGUCAUGCAACAAGUUCUUAUUUUACCUAAGAAUUUUCUUAUUCAGCAGAAGGAAGAAAAAAUGGUGUCCAAGGACACUCAGUCACUACAACAAAAAUCAUCUGAGCUGCACUGUACAACUUUACCAGAAAUAUCAAAUGCCAGUGUUUCUUUAACACCUGUUCUGGUAACAGGCCCUGCAAAUGCUACCACUCAGUCACCUAGUACAAUUUUUAACAAGAAUAGUACCCAUUUGUCACAAAUGACUGGUCCUAUGAACACUAUGCAACCAUUGCCUGCUGUAACUUCAGCAGGUAACUUACUAUCAUCAGUAACUAAGGUGAGCCAAACAGAAACUGAGAAGAUCAAGACUACAGUUUCAACUGCCACAUGCCCUCUGUCUUUGACUUCAUCUAAUCUCUCUACAGCUAGCCAGUCUUUGAUACCAGCAACAGCAUUAAGUGGGUCUACAAACACUGCUUCUACCUGUUACAGUCUGGCAUCACAGCAGACAACUGACUCCUUUGAAACUAGGCAAGAGCUGAAGACUGUGUGUGUAAGAGAAUCACAAUCUAUUCUUGUCACAACACGAGGUGGAAAUACAGGAAUUGUUAAAGUGCGAGCAAACCCAGACCAGAUUUCACCUAGUAGUUUAUCUUCUAGUUCAGUUUUCACUUACACACCUCAACUUCAGGCUUUUCUUGUGCCAAAAACCACAGCGUUAUCAUGCUCUACUCUUCCAUCUGUAGCAACAGCCACAUAUGGUCUCCCACAUACUGGACAAUCAUCUCUUUCAGGAUUUUCCCCCUCCACAGCUUCUUCUGUUAACAUUCCAGCUUUCCCAGCUGAUUUUACCCAGACAAUGGAAGCAAAUAUCAAAUUCACAUUACAGCAGCCAGCUGCUGGGGGCACUUUGGGUCAAGUAACAGCGAACUCCUGCUAUGUGUCCUCUCCUCCUUUAUCCUCCAUUUCAUUAGCUACCAAUUUGAUGUCAGCAACUCCAAACGGUCCUAUUAGUGUGACUAGCAUUGGACAAAACAACACUGUCAUAACUCCAAAUUCUUCAAUGCAGCAACAAGCUGAUACUAAAACCAAACCAAAUCCUGUUAUACAAUCUGAGUCUAUUUCAGCAGCAAAUGGAGAUUUCAUCAGUGGUACUGCAGUCCAGAAACUUACAUUAGUUACAAAUCCACCUGUUUUAUCACCCUGUGCGGCAUCAGGAGUCAGUAUUAUUCCAUCUCUGGCAUCUGCUGUUAAUGCUCAGAAGUUGCUUUUCAUUAACACACAAAUUGCCAAUGUCCCAUCAACCACCAAUCUAGUUGCAGAGUCAUUGAAACAUAACCUUCCUUCUUCCCUAAGCAAAACCUUUGUUAGUGCCACAGAGCAACCACAGGUGGUUCUGAUCCCAACUACAGUAGGAGCACGGGUAAGAAUAAAUUCAUCACCAACUGUUGCUCAAGUAAAAGAUGUGAAAAUUGGACUAAAUAUAGGUCAAACCAUUGUAAAUACUAAAGCCAAUGCACAACAGGCUGCACCAGUUAAUAUAUUGCACUCUGCCAUUUCUAAGGGAGAAGACAAAAAGUGCAUGGGCUUGGCGCUGUCUUUGACAAGUAGUAGUACUUUGGUUCCUGUUCCAAAUUUUGUGAGUCAAAGUGCUGUGUCAGUUGAUGAAUCUGUAUGUGUUGCAAAAAAAGCUGAAAAUGCCUUUACAGUAACAACAGUAAAUGCAUGCGUAGAAUCUGUUUCAGUAACAUCAAGUGGGACUUCUGGGAUGCAGCCCACUGUCUUGAUUGGUGGAAAUGAUCCCUCAAAAAUAAGGCAAAAUCUGGGUAAUCGACUGUGUACAUCAAAUAUUGGAAAUAGUGUGGGUAUAUCAACUGUAAAGACAGGACAUCUUGCUUCAUCUAUGCUGAUUUCAACAACGCAACCAACAGUAUCUCCUCAAAGCUUAGCAUCUGCUUUGCAAUUUCCAGUCAUUAGCUUGCCUGGAUCUGUAGCCACCCCCCACAAAGUGUUACAUACAGUUCCUCAGUUGACAGCAGUUCCGGCUCUUUCUCCAGUACCAAAAAGCCAGUUCCCCACACUGCUUCAGUUUCAAUCAUCAGGAGUUUCAGCUGCUCUGCCAAGUAGUGCAGUUAUUCACAAACCUCAGAGUGUGUUGCCCCCUCCAUCACCAAAUACAGGUAAAGUUACUAGUUUUUCCUCCCUACAGUGCCAGCAGGUGCCUCCCAGUAUAGAGAAACAAAGUCAUGCUUACACAUACGCUUCUACUGUUCAGAUGUCUGCAGCUUCACCAACUGUAACAAGCAAGGCAGGAGGUCAGUUGAAUGAACCUUGUAUUCAACAGAAAAUAGUUAUUAACACCUGUAUGCCUUUGGCACCUGGAACUCAGAUAAUGAUUAAUGGUACUUGUUUUGUUGUUCCACCACAAGGCUUUGGAGCUGGCAGCCAUGUUCUUCUUCUUUCUUGUAAUACGAAACAGACUUCUUUAACUAUUAACCAUAGUCAGGAGGCUCAAGGUGUACCAGCUGUUAAUCCAGUAACCUCAAAAAUCAUGCUAGCACCAAGUAAUUCAUUAAGUUGUCAAAUAUCAAAACAUCCUUUGAAAAGCUCUACAAAAAUUGUGAACUCUUUUGGGUCUGUGGAUGCUUUACCCAUUGUGCAUGCAACACCCCAGGUAUUUAGUACUCCAGCUGGCUCAUGUACUUCGCUCCCUGCAUCAGCACUGUCUAUGCCUUCAGUGAUAAAAUCUCCUGUUAAUGUUGCAGCUACGUCUUCUGUGGUUUCUGCCAUUCAUCCUCAAAACUCUCAGUUACCAAGCAACACUUCAGUGCUUCACUUGGACACUUCUAUCAAAAAACUGUUGGUCAGUCCAGAGGGAGUCAUUUUAAAUGCUAUAAAUACUCCAGCAUCAGAAGUUUCAUCUCUGUCUUCAUUACUGCCUCCUGUUGCUGUGUCCACAAGCAGAAAUCCUACAACUGUCUUCCCAACAUCACAGUCAUCCUGCCUUGACAAACCUGACAAAGCUGCAUCCUGAAUUUACUGCAAAUGAGCCACUUUGAAAUUCUGGGGAGUUCUUCUGACUUUGAAGUUAUAACUUGAAUGAUUUCUUACAUUGUUUGAAAUAGUUGAUUUACUCAAAAUUACUGAAGGUUAUAGUUCUUUCCUGUUUACCUGUGAGGCUUAGGAGGAAGAAAUAUUUAGUUUGUCAGAGAGAAGUUUCCAGAGAGUUCUUUAGUAAAAAAGGUCAUUUCUGACCAAUGAGUUCAUUAAACAUUGUAGUUUGGAGAAAUCCAGCCUUUUGCACAUGUUCCAUCUUACACUAUGGACUGUUUGCCAGUGUGUUUAUGACAGUAUAUAUCUCCUUUUUAUUUGUCAAAUUUAUUUUUUAUUUGUUUCUGUAAAAAAAAUUAUGCAUUGUAAAAAUGCAAUCUAUGAUACAGAAUUGUACAUAUUCAUGAAUUCCUAACAAUCUGUACUAAACUAUCUGUACAAAGAACUAUGCUGUCUUAUUUAUGUUUUGUUUACAUAAUGUAUAGUUUUUUAAGUAUUUUAGUAACUUUGGACCAGUGUACUGUUUAGCAGCAAAGCAGAAAAAUCUGCAUAUAAUAAAUCAAGUUGCUGUACUGCUUUGUGUUGGUAAUAGUUUAAAAAUCUGUAUAUCUGUUACACCAUGGCAGGAUACAUACGUAUACAUCCUCCUUUUUAAAAUGCAUCUCAGCUUUUGGAAUAUAGUAGAAUGAAAUUGUUUAAUCUUCUCUUUGUGGUUUGCAUUUCACAUGAUUUCAUAGGAGCUGGGAAGAAGGUUGUCUUAUGGAUACUCCUGUUAUCCUGCGUGGGGUUAACCCAUACUUCAUCCAUUCUUAAUAAUGUUUGGUUAUAUUGCCUAAAAUCUCCAGUGAUGUGGUAAGGUUAGAAAUGGUUUCCCAGACAGCAGCCUAAGUCAUGCUGCUUGCUGUUCAGGACUACCGUGUUUUGUUAUAAAGCUCAUAAGUGUGGUGAACAGUUCAUUGUUCUCAUUUUUACAGCCUUGUAUGUAUUUCCACAUAUCUGAUGACUGUAACAAGUUCACUCUUCAAUCUUCUGUCUAGCUAUAACAAGCUACCCAGUUUUUUCACCAGUCAUGCUUUCUAGAUCUGUAUUUUUUUUCUUUAGCUUUUAAUUGUUCUCCCUGGACGCAUGGUGCUAAAACUUCACACAGUAUUAAAGGAGGCCUUAUUGGUGCUUUGAGUGGGAAUAAUUCACAUAUUACAUAAAUCUUCCUUUUUUAUACAGUGUAUUCAGUAUUUGGCUUAGGUUCAGCUUUUGAUCUGAUAAAACCCCUGAGUCAUUUUCUGCGUAUCGGCUAAAUUCACAGGUGUCUGCUGCAGUGUUCAUGGAAGUAGAGAAGUUUUUUGGUAUCUUUUGAGUCUUGGCAUAUAAAGAAAGGGUGCCUAUCCAGCACCUCUUAUUUGAUGGAAGGUGAUGAUUUUAGAAAUGCUGUGUUAAAAUCUGAGGUCAUAGUCUCUGUCAGUUGCUUGGAAGAUCCAGUCUUAGGCUGGACAUCUUUGUAUGUGUGGGAUUUUUUUGUUGGAUUUUAUUUUUUAGAAUCUAGAAGGGAAGAUUUCAGAAGAACUCAUGAAAGUUAGUUGCCUUUUUAAUACCUAUGACUUCAAAGAGGGAUAAAAGCUUACAUAUCUGUAUUUAGCAGCAUUAUUAGACAGAUUUUCAUCAAGACAAAGCUUAAGCUUUUGCUCCCCAUCCUGUAGAGUUUUCUUCUUCCUUUACCCAUUUGCUCUACAUAAUUUGGCAGUUUGGAUCUUGGGUUGAAGAAUAAGACUAAAGCUUAUUCCCUUGGUGUUGGCUGCCCUUAAUAUUGUUCUGAAAAGUAACUAGUUAACUAGAGUUCAGGAAAAGCGUAGGGAAGAAAGGCUUGUGCCUUCCAUAGGUACCUUCCUUUUCUGCACUAGCUAAAAAAUUUGAGUUAGGAAGUGGCCUCAUUUUAGGUCAGCAAUCUCCAUAUUACCUCAGGGCUGGGAAAGACUGAGCUGUCAGUUUUUGUGGUGACGGAAGGUUUGGUUUUCUUUUAGAAUAAACUACCUGGUACACUUGGUAUUUCUUGUUAAAGGUGUUAUAUAAUUGGUUUUGAAGACACCUAGUAGUAACUAAUGACUGCCUCCAAUAUUAAGACUUUUUAAAUCUGGCUGCAUUUUGCAGCUGAAUGCUGCAGGUGAUUCUUUCCAGCAGGGAAGACAGCAGAGAAUGGUAAUUUCUUUAUGGACAUUUUAAGUACUCUAAAACCAUAUAUACCAGCAACACAUUUUAUUUCCAUUUCACUGGUGGAACCUUGGAACUGACUUUCUUGGAUUUUUCUCUUCUCUUACAAUGGCUGGUUUUCCUUUUUAAAUUUUAUAUUGUUUGUUGUAGACUGAAUAGCUACAUUUUUUGGAAAGGUUAAGACUAGAUUCUGCUAUAGCAGGUGGCCUGGAUGGAGAAAAAAAUCUUGCAUGAUAUUUUUCUACGUGCUUAUGUAGUAGGAAGAUUUAUGUUACAAUUAAUUCUAAUAAAAUGUGAGGAAAGCUUAAAUGAGGAACUCACAACUGAAGCUCCCUACCUGAAUGAUUUCUUUGAAGUUUUCUGAAUUAGUACAAUAAUAUUUUAGAAUUGGUUUAUAAAUAUUUUAUCAUUUGGCAGGAUAAACUUUGCCACAUGCGAAGCUGUAUUAGAAUUUUCAUGGACUUCUAUUCUCUACUGGACCCAUGUUCAGAUUCCAAAUCCUAUUGGAGAAAGGCUUGAGAUUGCUAUGUAAUGGGUUUGCAUGAUUCAUUAUUUUGUAAAAACAUGUUUUAGUUAUUUGUGUGAAUAAAAUUCCUCUUGCCAUCA
Falco peregrinus (peregrine falcon) is the source of this 9751-nucleotide messenger RNA. It is a transcript of the gene BRD10, whose product is annotated as KIAA2026 ortholog. The coding region runs from base 687 to 6926 and encodes 2079 amino acids. NCBI's taxonomy places the organism in Eukaryota, Metazoa, Chordata, Aves, Falconiformes, Falconidae. The record is from RefSeq and is a predicted model, not a curated record. Gene Ontology annotation, molecular function: protein binding. The transcript is spliced from 8 exons.